Messenger RNA from Venustampulla echinocandica, 2004 nucleotides. RefSeq lists its product as uncharacterized. Lineage: Eukaryota; Fungi; Ascomycota; Leotiomycetes; Helotiales; Pleuroascaceae. The transcript has 3 exons. Gene Ontology annotation, molecular function: oligopeptide transmembrane transporter activity. The record is from RefSeq and is a predicted model, not a curated record. The coding region runs from base 1 to 2004 and encodes 667 amino acids. Gene Ontology annotation, cellular component: fungal-type vacuole membrane.
AUGAAUUCUCACAGCGGAGAUGAAGAAGCUAGACCGCUGCUCGACCAAGAUGCAGAAGAUGAUCGUCUUCUGAACUCGACGUCAAGAGGUGGCUCUUACACCGUACCAUACCCUGGACCAUACGCUGGCUUUGCCUGGCGCAGUGUGCUUUUGGGAUUGGCUAUAGGGAUUCUUGUGUGCUUGACCAAUAUUCAUUUCGGUCUACAAACAGGCUACAUCAAUAUCAUGGGAAUGCCGUCCGCGCUCAUUGGCUUCGGGAUCUUUCAGUUGCUUCAGAAGCAUUUGAAACUGCCAUUCUCUGCAGCAGAAAAUGUCCUCGUUCAAACCGUUGCCAGCUCCGUGGGAGCUAUGCCAGCAACUGCUGGACUAGUUGGAGUGAUUCCUGCAUUGGAGUUUCUUGUCCCACGGCCAGAUGGGGCAUCCUCUCACCCUAAUCUAAUGCGUCUAUGUAUAUGGUCUUUGGGAACAUCUAUUUUUGGCCUUGUUUUCGCAAUGACAUUACGCAAUCGCAUUAUACUGAAGGAGAAGUUGAGAUUCCCUACUGGUACAGCCACUGCUGUGACGAUCAACGUCCUGCAUCAAGAGAAAAGCGUUCCCGUCCCGGACUUAGAUGCGACUUCAGACACCGUACUAGAGGAUCGCAUAGAAGGGUCUGAUGCAGGCUAUGAGCACUCUCCUACCAUCAGUCCAUACGUCGGUCUCCGGGAUAUAUCUGUUGCAAUGGGUCUAUCGGGCGUCUACACUACCAUAUCGUACUUCUUGCCCAUCCUCCAUAACAUUCCAAUCUUUGGAGGAGUUGCUGCGUCGAAGUGGCUCUGGACCUUCAACCUAUCCUUCGGUUACUUCGGCCAAGGAGUGAUCACCGGCCAUAUAGUAAUGAUCAAUAUGCUCGCCGGAGCGAUCGUGGGAUGGGGAAUUCUGUCACCGCUAGCAAAAGGCAUGGGCUGGGCACCUGGCCUUGUUCGUGAUUGGGAAUCUGGAAGCCGAGGAUGGACCAUCUGGAUCAGUCUUGCAGCAAUGCUCGCGGAUGCACUGGUAGAUUUGGUCUGGUUCGUCGCUCAAUCGGCACUUCUGUACCUCAAAGCUCAACGAGGAGACGUAGACCACGAUGGAUCUGCCGAGUCUGAAUCGAACUUCGACCUCAAAAAGGACAGUGUAUUGUUUUCGAAGUUCAACUGGAUCUGGCUGACCAGCGGCCUACUGCUCUCGAUUGCGAUCUGUAUCCCGGCUGUAGCUGUCUCCUUUGGCCAGUUCAUGCCCGCACCUGCAACACUGUUUUCAAUAGUCAUAGCUCUACCGCUUUGUGUCAUGGGAAUAAAAGCUGUCGGAACAACAGACCACAACCCUGCGUCCGGAAUUGCCAAAAUAUGUCAACUCAUAAUGGGUCGAAUCAUCCCGCAAUCGAAUCCAAACGCAAAACUCAUCAAUCUUGUCGCUGGUGGCAUUGCCGAGGCUGGCGCAGUUCAGUCUGGCUUCAUGAUGCAAAAUCUGAAGACAGGCUAUUUGAGUGGCUCCAGCCCUGAUACUCAGUUCUUUGGCCAGGUUCUUGGAUCACUUGUUGGCGCCAUUGUUUCCAGCAUGCUCUAUCGCCUUUAUACCUCGGUCUACAGUGUCCCUGGUGACAUUUUCCAGGUGCCUUCAGCAUAUGUGUGGCGUGCUGGAGCUUCUCUUGCAGUUGGCGAGGGCCUACCGGAUCACGCACCUAUUUUUGCUUUAAUAACAGCCAUCAUAUUUGCAGCAUUUUCUAUUACUAGAAUUGUCUGUGGCAACUCAAAGUAUCGUCAUUUCAUCCCCAUGGGCAUACCUUUCUCAGUCGGAAUGUACAACGUGCCCAGCUUCACUCUGGCCAGAGCGCUGGGAGCUCUGGCACAGUGGUACUGGACUUCGAGAAUGAAACGGAGCGAGACGCCAUUGAUGAUAUUUGCAAGUGGUCUAAUACUGGGUGAGGGUCUAGCAAGCAUCUUGAGUCUGAUUCUCGAGGCAUCUCAUGUGCCUCAUUUGUGA